AUCACGAGAAUAUGCGAGACCUAAGUGACAAUUCUCAACUUUUCACAGCUGAGCGCCUUUAAACUGUAUGUGUGUGUGACAAGUGUUCUGAAAUGUAAUUGUUGUACAAUUGUAGUGUGUGGAGUGUUGGUGGAUUUUAAUCCAAUAAAUGCUUGAGUCUGAAAGACAUUGGUUCAGUUAGCGCAAUGCCAGCGCAUGUUCGCAAUUUGUCGAGAUGCGUUGGAAUGACCCGAAUAACAUCCUCGUCCAGUAUUAUAUUUCACCCUUGUUUUUUUGUGUUUAUGAAAAAAAACUUUUAAUAGUGAAAUCCAAAUGAACUGGAAAUGUGCAUCUUCCACUGCAUUGUGUUAUUUCGUGUAUACAAGAUGUGUUAAUGUCUCAGAAAUAAGUUUCAAACAGGAGACCCGGUUUUGUGGUUUAGUUCCUUAUGGCACAAGUAUAUGUAGUUGUAUCGAAAAAUAGUGCUACUUUCACUGUGAAAUUUUGCAGUAGAAAACAAGAAAAAUGUCUGAGUGUUCGUCAUAUUUGCUAAUGAGAAGUGGCAACCAACUCUCGAGUAACAAACGAAACUGUCUCCAAGAACAUCCAAGAUUGACACUUUGAUGAAAUGAUUGAUAAGGAGUCAGAAUGUGAAAUAUGCCCAGCUUAGGGACGAGAUAAGAUAAGGGUGUAGUUGUGUCUCUUAGGCUGAAGUAUGUAUUUUUCUUAACGUACGAAAUAAUAUAUAAAAAAAUGGAGCAUUCGGAAUUGGUGGCUGAAAUGUCUCAAGUUGAACACUUGAGCACCCAAGAAAGACUUCAUUUAGCGCGACGAAGACGUUUACAACAAUUGAAAGUUUGGAGUUUAAGAGAAAAGGAAUGGCUUAAGCAAACUAAUCGUGAUCAUUCCCGAGAAAAAUCAAGUAAACGGGGUAUUUAUUUUAGUGACAAUGUCAUGCUUUUAGAAGCUGCAGGCCGAAAUGACAUUGAUGAAGUUCGGAGAUUGCUGAUGAAGGGAGUUAGCCCAGACUCGACAAAUGAAGAUGGACUAACAGCUUUACAUCAGUGUUGUAUUGAUGAUAAUGAAGAAAUGAUGAAAUUGCUAAUUGAAUAUGGUGCUGAUGUGAAUGCUGAAGAUAGUGAGAAAUGGACCCCUCUUCAUGCAGCAGCUACAUGUGGUCACUUACAUUUAGUGAGGUAUCUUAUUAGCAGGGGAGCCAAUUUGUUGGCAGUCAAUGCAGAUGGAAAUAUGCCUUAUGAUAUAUGUGAGGAUGAAAUUGCCUUGGAUUAUAUUGAAGGGGAAAUGGCACGUCGAGGUGUGACGCAAGAACUUAUUGAUGAAACACGGGCUUCAACCGAGACUCAAAUGUUGUAUGAUCUUAAGCAAGCUGUGGCUCUGGAUGCUGAUAUUGAAGCUGCAGACCACCAAGGAGCUACUCCACUACAUAUUGCAGCAGCAAAUGGAUAUCUAAGAGUAGUUGAAUUUUUAUUAGAUCAUCAUGUGUCAACAGAUGCUAAGGAUGUGGAUGAUUGGACACCUGUUCAUGCUGCAGCUUGUUGGGGACAUUUGGAAGUCCUAGAAUUACUGUGCCAACAUGGAGCAGAUUUGAAUGCUAAGACAAAGCAUGACGAAACUCCUGCUGAUAUAUGUGAAGAUCCAGAACUGCGAGAACGAAUUGUACAGCUGAGAAGUGAGCAAGAAACCAAGAAGAUGCAGGAAGCUAGAAAUAAGAAAGUGAAGCGUUCACAGUCAAACACACGAACACAGUCUGUCAGGCGAACUUCUAUAAGAGACAAAUCACUUACUACCAAGAAGGAUACUGUUGAAGAAGCUAGAUUGAGGCUUCAAGCUCGUGAUGUGUUUGCAUCUCCAGAAGACAGUGAUAGGAAAACAUCUACUUUAACAAGAACAGACACUGGAGGAUUCGGUGAUCAGGUUGAACGAGUUAAUGGUGAAAAUCCUGCAAAUACAGUUCUUGACUUAGUCUCUGUUAGAAAAGCUCCUGAAGGAAAAGAUGAUUCUGAUAAUCAUAGUGCUACAUUCUCAAAUGACAUGAAAAAUUCAGCAGUAGAAAUUCCUGCUGAAACCAGUUACAUAUCAGAAGGAAACGGAAAAAUUAACAUCAAUGUUACUGUUACAAUAAAUGCUGGGACAUUGGCUGACCUUAAAAAGCAGAGAUCUCAGAUUCGUAACAGUAGUCCAGAUGGAAGUGUUUUUUCUCAUCCACCCUCAGUAGGAACAGAGAGUGAUCCAAUGGCGUCUCCUACUCCAACUGUGCAUCGUUUCACUGGUAACACUGCAGAAAUGGUGGGGGAUCCACGCACUCGCCGAUGCUGUGUUAUUUCAUAACUUAAUUUAAAGUCAAAUAAUGUAAAUAACAAGCUUGAAGGAAAGUUGAAGCCUUGAGAGUUAUUAAUCAUAAGAGAAAGUUUCUGGUGUUGCAAAGAUGGUUUGUACUUUUUGUGUAAAUAAAGAAGGCAGGGUAUUUUGUAUUGAGCUGAAGGAAAAAAAAAUAUAGAAAGAAAAGAUCUUCAGGAGUUUGACUUCUGUUAUAAAGUGUUAAAUGAUUUAUGUCCUUGAAAGGGCACCUUAUACUUUGGUAAGUAUUCUUCAUACAUUUAAAAAGUAAAUUAAAAUGUACUGAAUCAUUGAGAAGAAGACGGUGCAAAGAAUUUUGCAAUUUGAUUAUUUGUUUCUAUCUGCCUCUAUAUGUUACUAUUAUGGACAAAAUAGAGAUAUUUGUUUUUAUCUUGUAGGCAGUGGUUUAUGUCACAUAACAAUUAACAAUUAUUUUUAAAACAUUCCAUGAAAUUUCUCCUCAUACUUCGUACAUUGGUUUCUUUUGUUAGUUUCUUCUUUUAUCUCUCUUGGUAUAUUUGUGUCUGUAUAUGUCACUAUCAGGAUACUCAAAAUUUACUCUUAUUCAAUGCCAGACAUCAUUUUGCAAAUGUUUUCAUUAUUCCAUUUAUUGACACUACUGUGUGUUGUGCAUUUGAACUUGCAAUUGUAAGAUAGAAUUUUGUAUACUCGUGAUUUGCAGUAUUAUUAAUUGUUUUGUUGUAAGUAAAUGUCUAAACAUUCCAUUAAAAAUAAUAAUUUGUUAAAUAAUUGUACUUAAUUUUUAAUUGAAGUAUUCACUGUUGACAUUUUUUAAUAUUCAUAAAAAAAGAAACAAAAUGUUUCAAUAAUAUAUUUUUCGAUGUUUGUAAUGAAGCUAGAAUGUAUUCGUAGAACUGAGUAUUUAAUGAACGAGAGGGGUUGUUGAUCCAAAACAAAUUUUGUUGAAACCCCUUGAGUUAUUUUUUGAAAUAUAUUUAAUGCAGUAUUUUUUAAAGAUGUGUUUAAUGAACCAUCUUGUCAGUAAUAAUUUAUGUCAUCGAAUACCAAAGAAUAUAGCACAGUGUAGUUUAAAGUUAGUGACACUUGACACUUGUGUGGGUUUAAUGCAUAUCUUCUAUGACUUGUGGGUUUUCAGCUACUAAUAUUCUGCAUUAACAAUUGGUAGAUUGUUAUUUUGUAGAUCUUAAAGUAGAAAAGGUGGCUGUUCUGAUCAAUCCUAUCUUGUGAAACUGAUUUAGUGUAGGUAAAUUCAAUUGUUACCCAUCUUCAUUAUGUUAAGAUUUGAUUUUGAAAAGAAAGGAGAGGUGAAUAGUAAUUUUCAAGUUGGUAUUUGGUAAUUUAUUAAUAACUCAUAUUUCACCACACCCUUUUUCUUCUCUGAAGUUUUCAUGGAAGGCUUUUGAAUUGCAAGGUGUUUUUAAUAAAUCAAAGUUCCUGAAUUGUGUGUUUUUUGAGCUAAUUGCAGAAAGCGCACUUGUUAUCUGUUGUUUUUCUUGCAUACACCAACAUGAAAGAAAAAUAUUCUUGAGAUUUUUGUUUAGUUCUCAUUGUGGGUAGAUACCAGGCACUGUUCAUUAAUAACUAUAACUAAUACUGGGACAAAUUUGGUUUUAUUAUUGUGUUGAUAAAAGAUUCUUAAUUCAUAAUUAUUACUGUAAAUUAUUUUAAUCAGAUAUUUGAGAUUGUUUUGUUGUAUUGUACCUUAUGUGCAGUAUUUCUCUGUCAAAUAGUUUGCACAGCUGUUACUUUCUGACCAAUUCCUAUUAUAUGAUUUGUAUACAGCAUCAAUUUAUAAUUUUUUUCCUAAAGGUGGCUCCACAUAUUCGGCAUUCGCUGAGCAGUGAGCUAUUGCUCACCCAAUCCCAAACAGCUGAUGUAUUCAACAAAUAUUCAUUUCCUUUGAUGUUUCCUUCUUUCCUAAAGACUGACACGCGCUAGGUAGUGCGAAAACAGAAUGUACGUCACUUGGCAAAUGGUAAGCAACUCAUCCACACUACUUGGGACUAACGGGUGGUUGCUUGCUACUGGCCGAAUAACAAAUGGGUGGAGUCGCCUUAAUGUAAUAAGAGGGGUAGCUAAUGACUGCAGCCUAGUCAGUGUUAGUAUGUCUGCUUCUAAAUUUGUCGUGGGGAAGAGAACUGUCUUUUGCAGAGAGAUUAUAUUUUGAGUGGAGACUGGUAUCUGCUAGGAAUUGUAGUCUCCUUUCACCUUCUUACUGGUGUAGAUUCCUUCAAGAUGGUCAUCAAUCAAGGAAAGAAAGGAAAUUAAGAAAUUGACAAGAAAUGUUCAUUACCAGGUUACUUUUCAUGUUUUCAUGUUGUAUUUAUUGUAAUUAGUUAGCAGUAUAUUUUGUCUGAUUAUGCUACUUUAAAUGUAGUUGGCAAAGUGAAAAGGAAGCCUCAUCUUCUGAUUGCAUCUCAUAAUGCACCCACGUGAUGUUUUAAUCUUUUAAAUUUAUUGUUUCUGGUGAAUUGCUCCAAUGUUGAUUCUUUGGAGAAUUCUAAGUCCAAUUCAAUCAUAUCACAAUAUUUCUCAGCUCAGUUACCAAAAUGAAAAGAUGGUAUUGAGAAAAAUAUUUUGGUUUUAGUCAGGCAGAGUCAUAAAAUGUUGAGUAAAUUUAACAAAAUUUUAAUUUGCAAAUUUGUUGGCUUCCCAUUUCGUGGGACAGAAGCCUGGAUAGAAUAUUCUACUCUCUCUUCGUUCCACUUUGUACUUUACAUAUUGAAAGAGUAGACUUGUGCCCAUAGGCUUCCAUUAGGAACAAAGAAGAAAGAUUACCUUGGCUGUAAUCAGUAGUGUAACAAAAUGAGUGAGGGUCCACCUGCAAAACUUUUAUCCGGGCCCCAUUCAUAAAAGUGUAGAACAACCACUGGCUGUAAUUGCCUUCACAAAUUUUUAAUUAUAUAAUACUUAUGAUUUUUCUUAUAAUCAGUCCAAAAUAAUUUUGUCAAUGAAAUAGUAAAAUAACAUUGUAAAUUGAGUAUUUAUUGCUAGUUAACAGCAAUUGAGAUAUUGCUGUGAAGGAUUGGAAACUUCAAAUUAAUAAAAAAAAUUUAGUAAGCAAGAACAUGCUACCAUAUUUUGAAGUUGAUUUACAAUUAAUCUUGUGGGUUACAACAUACUGACAUGUGAAGAAUGGCUGUGGUUCUCUCUCUUCUUUUAAGGCAGCUAUGUUAUUUAUUAAUACCUGUGUUCACACACAAUUUUUAAUAGUUAUUCAUGGGAGGUUGAAAAUGAUUGGUAAAUUGACCAAAUGUAAACAUUGGAUUGUAAAAGAAAAUUCUUUCCAUUUUCAAUGUGCAGAUUAAUGACAAUUUCAAAGUAGCAGACUUUCACUUAGUAUAGUGACAAACAUCUUUGUCUUGUGUGCCAAAGUUUGUUAUACUGCAUGUCGACAUGCACAUUCAAAUAGAGUUCCUUCAAUUAUUAGGAUGUAGGGACUGAGCCUGUAUUUCACGUCCAAUUUAAAUUUCACUGCAAAUACAAAGAGGCUAAAUUGUUUCAGUCAUCCAUUUGAAUUUGUUACUACAGUUUUGAUUUUGUAAACAAUUAAUCAGUUAAUGGGCAGCUUGUGUUUUUUAUGCAUUCCAGAGUUGUGAAGAAUUGUGUACUAUUCCUUGCUAUAAAUCAUAUUAUAGUUCUGAUAUUAUUUAAUUUUAAAUUAGUUAAAAAGAAUUUGCAAGGCAGUAUUCUAAAGCAAAUAUUGUUCUGUGGUAUAUUGUUAAACAGAUAUGCAAUUUCUUUUAUAUUCAUUCUUGUGUGGAGUUUUAUUAGUCCCUGGACAGGGCAACUUGAAGUGCUUGAAGCAAUUAAGUAGGGACACCAUGCAAUUUAUUGUAAAUAAAAUGUCCACAAGGUACCUGAAUGAUGUAUUCAAGAGUGGACUCUCAGCGAGUUGUAUAUCUUGGAAAUCAAAUAUUUGAGAAUUAAAGUGAUUUUCUAUUAUUAAGUCUUCUUAUGAAAUUUCUAUAUUACUGAAUAGUGUUUUGUUUUUCUUUCUUUCUCGAAACAGUUUUUUUUUUUAAAGAGGGGUAAUUCACAGUAUAUUCUAAUUUAUCCUUUCAACUUUUUUAUACAAUUAGUCUGUGUUGUCAAAGUUAUUAAUUUUUAAUAAUCUGUAUCAAUUUUUGUGAACUCAAAAUGUCAAUUGGGACAAGGAAACUUUAAUUAUAGAUGUUUUGUUUGUUCAGAUAAAAUAGAAGUUUCUAGAAAACAAGUUUUUCCUCCAAAUCACAUUUUAAUUUGAUUUUCUAAGUUGUUUUGAGGUAUCUAAUUGAACCAUACUGUAUUAUGACUGUUGUAGAUAUUAGAGGACAAAAAUUAUUUAAAUAUUCAUAUUUAUUGUUCCAUAUUAAACUGUUCCCUUGCUUUGUCUUCACUCGUCCAUUUAUUGUGAUAACUGUGUCCUGGUUAUUUUACAUUUAGAUUUGCUGUUUUCAUGUGAGACGUUCUAGAAGAGCUGUGUCUCAAAAAUCUAGAAAAGAGAUUAAAGUAAAACAUUUGUUGAUCAUUAAUACUUCAUAGAUCAUAAAAAAUAGUGAUUUGUGUAAUGAGUGUAAUUCAUAGUAAUUAAACCUAGACAAAAAAAAAAAAAAAUUGGAAAUGGAGGGUGAUUUAAUAAAGAAUUUUACAUUAUUGAAUUUCUGUCUGUUACAUAUCAAAGUUUAGUUAUCAUGAAUUUUUCAUGAUGGUUAUUGAUUGAAAUUCUCAAGCAAUAUUUGAACUUGUCUCUUUAGAAUAUAAUAUUUCAUUAAAACUGUUUCUUCAACCUUUUCACAAUUAUUCUAUAAUACUUUCUUCGAUAUUACACAUCGUUAAGUUAUCAUGAAUUAUUCAUGACAAUUAGAUGAUGAUAUUCUGAAGCAAUAUUAAAAGAUUGUUUAAUUAAAAUAGAAUGUUUAUUGCACCUACAUUCUCAGCGUUUGACAAGCUUUCUAUGAUAAAACUUUGUCACCAUGUAUAGACUUUUUUUUAUAAAUUGGAUUAUGAUUGUGUGUAUUAAUGUAUUUGUUAGGCUGUAGUGAAUGUAGACUAGGUGUUUUCUGGUUCAUUAUCUUCUGCAAUAAAUAACAUUUUAAGUGACUUCUUAUAACAAAAAGUUUAUUUUAAAGAAGGGCUCUUGUCUUCCACUUACAUGCAUAUUAAAAGAUACUAUUCAAAUAAUUCAGUCAAAACAUGUAUUGGAUUUACCUUUAGAGUUUUUUAUUGGAUUGUAAAUUUGCACAAAGAUGGUGGUGUUUUCAUUGGCAUGUGAUGAUAGUAUUUAUUGUAUUUGUUCAGAUAAACAAAUUCAAAUAUAUUGAAGUUGUGCAUUUGUGAAUGCUGAGUAUUCAAAGGAGAUUUUUAAUUGUCAUCCUACUUUUUAAUAAGUUACAGUAAAAGAAAAAUAACCAGUGUUGUCACAUCUUCCGGUUUGACCUGUUGACUUUGAGUUUUAAGUUUAAUCCCUUGACUCCUGGGUUACUCUCUCUCCAGGUUAUUUCACUAUUUCUGAGAUAACGUAACUUAAUUUUCUUUAAACAGGAAUUUACAGAAAAUAUUUAUGACAUAUCUCUCUCACCCAACUUAAAAUAAAACAAACACAAGAAUAUAUUUUCAUUACAGUUACUAUUGGUGCUUUAGAAAACUAUUUGGAUUCAAGUCAAAACACAAAUGUGUACAUUUCUAUGUCAUAUUCCUUCCCAAUUAUAGAAAAGGGAAGAUUUCCUUUCAUCUUGAAGUGGAAUAGUAUUUGAAACUGCCUUAUACAUGUCAAUACACAUAGUUGUAUUUUGUAGGUCAUAGAACAUGCAAAAAGUCUAAUAAUAUCAAAAACAUACCUCAUUUCAAAAUAAUAUUUUACAUCCUCCCCUCCCCCAUCCUGCUUGAUGCAUAAUAUAAAUUCCACAUGUGUUAAACUUUAAAGAGGUGGCAACUCUAAAAAUAACACUUUUUUGAAUUGUUUAUAAUUUUAUACUAUUCCUUUCUCUUCUCUUCAGGGAAAAUCAAUGAUAGGAAUUUUUUGAUUUUGAUCUUUUCUAGAAACAUUACGUUUGCCAAAAGACAACCCAGCUAUUUCCUGUGUCUUAUAAAAAACUAGACAUUCAAAGAAGAUUGAGAAUUUUAUAGAAGGAAGGCUUACAAAACUAUCUUGAGAGGCUUUCCAGAACGUCUCAGGAUUAUAAUGAUUAAUCAGCAUACUACUUCAAGUGAUUUUAUAUUAAAAUGAGAGUUCAGAAAGUGUGAAUUGUAAACUAUGAUGGGUGGUUUUAAAGUGAAGCACUUUUUCUUCUAACAUGAAGUUAGAAUGAAAAGACAAAACAAAUACCUUGGGAGAUUAUUACCAAUAACAUGCUCUUUUAAAUAAAAGUAUUUAUUGUGCAUCCUGAGAAAUGUUAUUAGUGAAUAAAACUUGGAGAAGGUUUAUUAGACGAUUGAAUUUUCUUUAGGCUCUUAAGGGCAUUCAAAUUAUUGAGCUCUUAAGUGCAUUAAAAAAUCCUAUCAUUUUCCCUGCCAGAAUGUCUUGUCAAAAAUAAAAAAAAUCAACAUGUAUAUUUUUUUAUUUAAUUUUUAUAUAGUGGAACUGGAAGUUUUUAUGUCUAUAAAGAAUGUUGAUUUUUUAUUCAAGCAAUAGUAACAUUUGAGAAUAAUUUAUUUUGUUAGAAAUAUUUGAUAAUGAUUUCAAUAAUAAAAAGGAUGAACAUAAUUUAAUUCUGGCUCCAAAAGAUUUCACAAAUGGCUAACGUAUGUUAUUUGAGUGGAUGUAAAAAUAGUUUGAGACUGUACUUAAUGUGAAUUAUGGCAGUAUAUAUAUAAGAUUUUAUGAAGUUUUUAUCAAGUCAAUUACGGAAGGUUUCUUCUUUCAUAAAUACAUGAUUUCUGAAAGUUAAAACAAGAUCUGUUAAAUGCUAUUGUUUCCUGUAUUUAAUGUGAAUGCUGCCAUGUAAAAUUUUGUACAUUACUUGAAAAAGCCUCAUUGACAUUAUAUAAUAAAAUGCUUGUUUGAAGUAUGUACUUGAUUGUUGAUAUUUCAGAAAUAUACUUUUAGAAAAGGA
Gryllus bimaculatus (two-spotted cricket) is the source of this 9353-nucleotide messenger RNA. The record is from the annotation of a GenBank genome assembly. NCBI's taxonomy places the organism in Eukaryota, Metazoa, Arthropoda, Insecta, Orthoptera, Gryllidae.